AUGGACAGGUUCUUCGGAAGCGCGUACCGGGGCGACAAGGGAGUUCCUCACUCGGGCACUCAACCCUUUGAAAAUAUAUGGCUCGGGUGCGCAGCCUUCGCCAUCUUCACCUGGAAUAACCCUUACAUAUGGCACAUGACCAACCAAUUCAAUUGGCAUGACAGAGCAAUGCUGUUUGAGCAGUAUCACUGGAAGAAGGCACGUGCAAAGAACCAACCCUACAAGUUUAAGUGGAAUGAGAGGAGCAAGGCUUUUCGUGACGCGUACUACGUCAACUGGCCUCAUUACUUCCCCUGA
Striga hermonthica is the source of this 297-nucleotide messenger RNA. The record is from the annotation of a GenBank genome assembly. NCBI's taxonomy places the organism in Eukaryota, Viridiplantae, Streptophyta, Magnoliopsida, Lamiales, Orobanchaceae.